This is a messenger RNA of Cherax quadricarinatus, 6483 nucleotides long. The record is from RefSeq and is a predicted model, not a curated record. NCBI's taxonomy places the organism in Eukaryota, Metazoa, Arthropoda, Malacostraca, Decapoda, Parastacidae.
GGAAAUGACCAAUGUGUUAAAAAUUGAGCAUUAGCUUCAUUUGCUGUAAAUUUUAAGAGAUAGAUUUAGAUUACAGUGGAGCCUCAGUAUUCGUAUGUCCCUGUAUUCGUUCAAAUCAAUAUUUGCUCAACUUUUACAAGAUAAAUUUGACUCAGUAUUUGAAUGUUGCCCUGUCUCGCCGGCUUUCAUUUGUUAAGCAUUGUUCUUACAAGUUCCAUGAAACUCGGUGGUUUCGUUGUUAUUCUGUGGUGUUUUUUAAAUAUUUUCAUUGAAAAUAAGUAAUAAUGUCCCCAAAAAAGAGUAGUGCUCCAAACAAGCCUAAAAGCAAAACAAUGAAAACAAAAAUUAAAGUGAAAAAAGAACUCAUUGCGAAGUGGAAAAGUGGAACAUGUAUUGGACCUGGUCACUCAGUAUGAUAUGGCCAAAUCCACCACAUCAUCCAUGUUGAAAAAUAAAGAGGCAAUAAAAGGGGCUGAUGUGGUGAAAGAAGUGAAAAUUCUUGCUGUGAAAAGGUCACAGUUAAUUAAAAAAUGGAAAAACUUUUUGUUAUUGUGAAUUAAUGAAAAACAGUUGGCUGGUGAAUGUGUUUCUAAAACAACAAUUUGUGAAAAAGGAAAGCAGUUAUAUAGUGAUCUUAGUUGAGACACCCCAGGAAACAGUGGUGAAAGUGAUGAAUUUAAGGCAAAUAGGGGCUGGUUUGAUAGGUUUACAAGGCGGAGUGGGUUUCAUAGUGUAGUAUGGGGAGGCUGCCAGUGCUAACAGAGAUGAGGCUGAAAAGUUUGUUAAGGGAUUUAAAACUUAUGUAGACAUUGAUGGAUUUAUUCCUCAACAAGUUUUUAAUUGUGAUGAAACCAGCCUCUUUUGGAAAAGAAUGUCUAAGAGAACCUACAUCACACAAGAAGAAUCAUUACCAGGGCACAAGCCCAUGAAAAACAGGCUAACAUUCUUGUGUGGUAAUGCUAGUGGGGACUGCAAAAUUUAACCAUUCCAAGUCUACCACUCUAAAAAUCCAAAGGUGUUUAAGAAAAACAAUGUGAUAAAAAUUAAACUCAUUGUAAUGUGGAGGGAUAAUGGUGAAGCAGUACUUUGUGGAAAAAAACUUAACAUUAAGGGCAUUUCUGGUAAUGGACAGUGCUCUUGUUCACCUUCCAUUCUUGGAGGAAAAUUUAGUGGAUGAAUACAGCUUCAUUAAGGUGAAGUUCUUGCCCCCUAACACCACUCCUCUUAUCCAACCCACGGACCAGCAGGUAAUUUCCCAUUUUAAGAAACUUUAAACAAAAGCACUAUUUAAAAGGUGCUUUGAAGUGACCUCUGAAACAGAGCUUACCCUUAGGGAAUUUUGGAAAAACCAUUUUAAUAUCCUCCAGUGUUUAAGGGUAAUAGACAAAGCCUGGGGAACAGUUUUUUUUCAGGACAGUGAACUCUGGUGGGAAGAAAUUGUGGUCAGACUGUUUGUGUCAGUCAGAGAUUUUGAAGGCUUUGAGUGAGUGAAGGAUAAUUUUUCUCUGGACCAGUCCAUGGGUUUGAAAAUGGAUGAGAAUGAUGUAAAGGAGUUCUUGGAGGAUCACAAGAAAUGAAUUCAUCACAGAAGAACUUCAAGACCUGCACAAGCAGCAGCAAGAAGUGGUUGAGGAAAUUUCUUCUUCAGAGGAGGGAAGCAGUAAGGGCAACAUUUCCACUGCAGAAAUUAAGGAACUGUGUUACCAUUGUGCUCAAACUCAGAGCCUGGUGGAAAAAAUGGCAUCCUAACAUUACUUUUGUGAAUACAAACAUCAACCUGUUCACUGAUAAUGUUGACCGCUUUUGAAAAAAUUUGAAAAAUCAUCAGCAGCAGACAACAUUGAACAGCUUCUUUAGCAAAGACAAUAAAUCAAAUGCUAGUGAAUCCCUGUCAUCUUUAAGUGCUACUGCAAAGAAACAGACAAGUGGAAGAAAUACCAGAUGGGCAGUUACCUGAUGUUUUUUAUGGAAGGUGACACCCUUUCCAAACAAUAACAUCUCUCCACCUUCUUCUUAGGCCAUCAGCACUCCUCAGUAAAGGUAACGAAGAACAAGCAGUGGAAGGAUGUGGCAGCAGUAAUGGGCAUUGGGGCAUCAUCAAGUGGUUCAUAUACCCUACGCAAGCAUUACAUGAAACAUAUUUUAGCUUACGAGUGCAAAUUUGACCGAGGAGGUAUUGAUCCUCAACCAAUAGUCAACCAGAUAGAAGCGGCAGCGAAGAAGAAAACAACGAAGACGAUAUCUGUGCCCUCCCCUGGUUCCUCAAAUUCCCAAGAUUCUUUUCCACCAGCGGGGUCAAAUAGCAGUUCGAUGGAUGGGUUUUCCAAUGGCCCACAUGUACCUGGGGGACCAGGUGUGCCUGGCCCAUACCCACAAUACCCACCCUCUUCGGAGUAUGGUGGCCAUAUGCCACAACGACCACCGUCACAAUCAACUUCUGGUCCACUAGGCAACGGGGAAAACGUGAACGUGUCUAACCCAUUUGAUGAUCAGUGUCAGUACUCGCGAUCUUACCAUAACUCGUAUUCUCGUACUCAGGGUUAUCAGGGAUACCAAGGGGGGCAGUAUCAUGGUUACCAGGGUAUGCAGAGUGGCUAUGGUCAGGGGGGUUAUCCGAACUCCGGCUACCCUCCAGAUGGGCGUGCCUAUCCUCCACCAGGACCACCUAACCACCAGGGCAACUAUCAGGGGAACUACCAACAACCUGGGAGCUACCAGCGGCCGGCUUAUGCCCCAGGCCAGCCUGGCUACCAACAAGACCAGUAUCCGAUGGGAAGUAGCGGCAGCAACUACGGCAACUCCCAAUUGGCCAAACAACUGCUGAAUCCUCCGCGCAGCACGGCCCCCGUUUUUCAAGGUUACCAGGGUGGAAAUAUGUAUCCACCUACGCAGAAAUCUGGAUCAGCCCCAAGUCCUGGCCCUCCUGGCCCAAACGCUCCCUCUGGCUAUACGGGUCCACGGCGACAUCCAGAUUUUGAAAAGUCACAGCCGCCAGGAUGGCGUCCAAAUAACCAAUACGGUGGAUACACCGGUCAGAACCAACCUGGUCCCCCACAACAACCGUGGAGUCGGCCCAAUGACUCUACACCUCCUGGAGCCCCGUCCUCACAGUGGAGUCAACCUCGGUUUCCAGGUUCACAACCUCAGUAUCCAGGAGCGGGGCGAGGGUGGUCUGGUGGCAGCUUUACACAGAAUGUUGGACCCAGACCACAAGGGCCUGGUAAUAACAAGAACUAUUUAGUUCCUCCAUCCUCUGCAUUUAAGUGUGGGAGUGGUAUGUACAGUGGAUAUCCCGGGAAACACCAAUUCCCCAUGGACAGUGUGGAGGCAGUGUUGCCAGUGCUGGCACGCAGGAAGCGAAUGUGUCGCUCUGACCUCCAGACUUGUGAUCCCUGGAGGCUUCUUAUGUCCCUCAGGUGUGGUUUAGCAGCAGAAGUAACGUGGGCCCUAGAUGUAUUAAAUAUACUGCUCUUUGAUGAUCAAACGGUCGUUUACUUUGGCCUGCAUCAUAUGCCAGGUCUACUCGAAGCACUAAUUGAGCAUCUAAGACGUGGUCUCAUCAAUAUGUUCGAUAUUUGCUCAGAACUUGAGUUAGGUCGGGAUGAUGAAGCCACUGGAGCUAACAAGAGGGUCAAGGCAGAACAGCAUGAUGACACUGAUAGACCAUGGUAUCUCCGGCCUCCGCCAUCGCCUACCCUCGAGUUGGACCUAGGAAAAUUAGAAGAGGAUGAUCCUAAUAACAAAGAAGAGGUUUUAAAAGGGUCAGAAGAUUUUACUCUUGUCACUAAAACUGGCAAGAUUGUGAAAUUUGUUAAAAGAGAUGGAGAGCUGUUUAUGAGGGAGGGAAUUCGGGAGUGGGAUAAGUGGGAGGGAUUCAGUUCUGGAGUUGAUACGUGGUCUGUAGGUGGAGGUGAGUGUACAGCCCACAUAAUCUGUAAUAUGCAGAGCUCUGUACCUCCCCUGCUGUUUACACGGUUACUACCGGGAAAGGACGGAAAAAUUACUGAAGUUAAAGUAGAGGAAGUGAAGGAAAUCAAAGAGGAAAUAAUAGAAGAAAAAAAGGUGGAAGUGGUGCAAAUAAAAGAGGAACCAGUUAAGGACAAAGUAAUUGACUUAUUGGCUGAAAUGCAGGAAAAAAAGGUGGAAAAGAUGGAAGACCUUAUUUCUAGGGAAAAGUGUGACAACUCCAAAGAUAAUGAGUCAACAGACAAACUUUUUAGUCAAAGGGUGAAUAGAGUAAAUAAUUCAAGGAAGAGUAAACUAGAUGAAAUAUUUAAGAAAUUAAAGAAGGAACCUAUUGAAGAUAACAGUGACAAUAAGAAAAGUGUAAAAGAGGUUUGUGUUUUGAAAAAAGAAACUGAAGUGCACCAAGACUUUAGUAGUGUGGUAGUGAAACAGGAACCAACUAGUGAUAAGGUACCUGAGGUAAAACAAGAGGAAGUAUCUCUCAAUAAGCAGGACACUAAAGAAAAGUUAGAAAGGCGAGAAAGCAAUGGGUCUAGAAGGGAGAGUGGUGGGUUUAAGAGACCGCAUGAAGAUCUAGAAGAGGAGUCAUGGAGUCCAGAUGAAGCAUCGCUAAGCACAACAACGGAAGGUCAAGACUGGCUAGCUCGUAGGGUCAUGUGUGUUGGUACAGUAAUCAGGAACCUAUCCUUCAUUCCAGGAAAUGAAGACAUAAUGAGUAAGUCUGCAUCUUUGCUAGCCUUACUGGGCAAGACAAUCUUGUUGCACCAUGAACAUCCUCAACGCACUCCUUCCACAGCACAUUAUGACCGUGAUGAGGAAGCAGACUUGAGUGAUUGGUGCAGCUCUCUCGCUCCUGAUACACAUUGGUGGUGGCCCUAUCUUCAUCAUGUUCAUGAGAAUACAUUGGUCACUUUAGCAAAUAUGGCAGGCAACCUUGACUUGUCUGUUUACCCUGAAGAGAUCUCACGACCCCUGUUAAAUGGCCUUCUACACUGGGCAACGUGUCCUGCUUCAUAUGGGCAAGAUCCAUUCCCAGGUGGUGGAAGUUCUAUACAAUCAGCGUUAUCACCUCAGCGUCUUGCUCUGGAGGCUCUGGUUAAGCUUUGUGUGCUUGAUCAGAAUACAGACUUGGUUUUGGCAACACCUCCAUUUACUCGUUUGGAUAACCUGUGUGGCCAGCUGACUCGCUUUAUGUGUCGUGGGGAAGAUCAAGUGUUACGAGAGUUCUCUAUAAACCUCCUUCAUUACUUCUCUGCAGCAGAUUCAGGUGUUGCCAGAGUCAUAGCCAUGCAAAAUGGAUGUGUUUCUCUUCUUGUUGCUUUCAUUGAAGAAGCAGAAGCAGCAGCAAUGAAUGUAGCAAAUGUUCAAGGUGUUAGUGCUCUAAAAGAAAACCCAGAACUAAUGGGAACAAGUUUAGAUAUGGUGCGACGGUCAGCUAACACUUUGGUACACCUCUCACGAGUACCGGCCAAUGCUCAUGUGUUAUCCAAUACUGAGAACAGACUAUUAACUUUGGUCAUGAGCCAGAUAUUGGACACUUAUGUUGCAUCUCAAUUGUCACAGGUGUUAUUUAAUGUAGCCCAGGUGCAAGUUGACCUUUCCCAAUAUUCACCUUGCCCCUCCCCACCAUCCUCACCACCUACUACAGCACAAGCUUCUGAGUCAACUAAAACUCCAGAUGCCCCCAUGGAUGUGAAGUCACCAUCAGAUGUACCCAACAUUCAAUCUGCCUCAGUUGCCACAGCCAUCAGCUUGGCAGUUAAUCAUGACUCAACAUCCAACGAGUACGAUAAACCUAAUUCAUCCCCUAAUCCUGCUUCUGCCAUGGCUACCGCUUCAACCCCUUUCUCACUUCCCACCACAACCACCACUGUAACCCCUUCCCCGGUCCCUGCUGCUGCACCAAGCCUAGGUAAAGUUCCCACACCUAAUUUAACCCCUGCACCAAUCACAGCAAAUACUCCUAUAUUUACCCCACAAUUAACCCUGUCAGUUAAGCCAACAAAUACCCCUACAAUUGCCCCCACCCAAACCACAAACUCUGAGUCAACCUCAAUGUGCGAGUCCUUGGCGGCAACUACUCCAGUCCCCAUGGAAGCACCAGCAGCCAAUCCCUCGUCUUAGUAGCGGGUGGGUAAACCCAGUGAGCGUGUAGGCCUCUCUCAGCCAUGUGUGGUACAAACUGUGUGGUGGGGGGUGACACUAUGCCCCCCUAGGGUCCCCCCUGGUCCCAGGGCCCCCUAGUGUCUCAGCUGGGCCCUUGCAAGGACCACCUCAGUGAUAUUGAGUCCUACCAGGCAUUAGGACUCUCAGUGUUGUGUACAGUAAUUAAAGUAAGAUGAUGUGUGUCCUGCUGUAAGCAGUGUCUGUGAAUUAUUCUAAAGUGCGAGUGUAGCCAGCAAACAAGUCUGUGAAAGUCUGUGUAUUUGUACUUUUCAAUGUACAGAAGUCUGUACUCAUCUCAGCUGUAUUUCUUGGAUUUAAAGAAAGUUGUAGAAAGAAAAGUAUUCAGAGAAA